Paracoccidioides brasiliensis Pb18 is the source of this 321-nucleotide messenger RNA. RefSeq lists its product as uncharacterized. The record is from RefSeq and is a predicted model, not a curated record. The transcript has 2 exons. The coding region runs from base 1 to 321 and encodes 106 amino acids.
AUGGAAGCCCAAUCAGGUCGCAAAAAACCGUAUUCAUCGAAGGGAUGGGAGGGAGAAUUGGCUGACGACUUACUUGGAACGAUGGCAGCAGAAAUCGACGAUGGGAGGACGAAGAUAUCUAAGUUUUUGGCGGAUCUAAUCUUAUCAAUCUCCAAGCGUGGACCAAGCCACCUUUCCCAUUCCAAGCCAAGUCCAUCUUCCCCACGACUGGACUUCUCCGACUCUUCAGAACUUCCUGCAAGCGACCAGUACCAAGUGCCCCAGUCCCCCAAGUCCACCGCGCCUUUGGGUUCCGCUGGAGAUACCGUCUCACAUGCCUGA